AAAGGGGCUGAGCGUACAGUCGACUCCGUUGUUUUGGUGCGAGUAGCUGUGUUUCUGAGGUGAUACGACCGUACGCAGACUUCUUCCUCCACAUUAUUUAGACUAGGGUAGCUCGUCAGUUGCUACUUUUACCGAUCGAGUCGCUUUGGGACAAAAAGCGACUUGAUUUUAGCCGAUACGAGCCCUCUUUUGUGAACUCAGGUCGAAAGGGAUGCCGCUGCAGACAGACUCCGACGGACGCCAGCAGUCUUUGGAUUUAAUCUCGUCGCAUUUGAUCGGGAAAAGCAGUUUUUCUAUAAAUUUAAAAGGCCUCAGAAUAACUCACCCUCGACCGAGUGCUUGUGUAAGAUGUUUAAGCCGGAAUUAAAAGCGUGAAUGUGCCUAUAAAUACACAUUUUAGUCCCUUCUUCUUCUCCUUGAGAGACGAUAAAUACGGGCGCUAGCUUAACUGCUACCGUUACAACAAAGCGGGAUCGGUAAUCUUUUUUUUUUAUCCGCUUCGAGAAACGGAGAAGGGUCCUGACCUUUGAACCCGCCGCUGUGCAGACCCCGGGGGUGAACACACUGCUCGACGACAAUGAAACUGUUGGAGAACUCCAGCUUUGAAGCCCUCAGCUCGCGGCUGUGUGUUGAAACGGGAGAGUCUCGCAUCCUCGGCAGGAUGGAGAGCUACUCCUGUAAGAUGGCAGGGGACGACAAACACAUGUUCAAGCAGUUCUGCCAGGAGGGGGAGCCACACGUCCUGGAGGCCCUCUCUCCCCCUCAGUCCACCAGCGCCACCAGCCCUUCACAGCUGGGGAAGAGCAGCGAGGACGGGGAGAACCCUCUGAGUGACAAGUGUUGCAGGAAGACUCUUUUCUACCUCAUCACAACGCUCAACGAGUCCUUCAGGCCGGACUAUGACUUCAGCGCCGCGCGGGCCCACGAGUUCAGCAGGGAGCCCAGCCUCAACUGGGUUGCUAACGCAGUAAACGGCAGCUUGUUCUCAGCUGUGGGGGAGGAGUUCAACUCUCUGGGGCCGGAGCUGUGGAACGCCAUCGACCAAGAGAUCAACCUGCAGGGCUGUGACAUUUACAGCUACAAUCCCGAUCUGGACUCGGACCCUUUUGGUGAAGAAGGGAGUCUCUGGUCCUUCAACUACUUCUUCUACAACAAGAAACUGAAGAGGAUUGUAUUCUUCACAUGUCGCUCAGUCAGCGUCCUGAGUGGCUACGGCCGCGAUUGUCUCGACAACGAGCUGGACAUGGAGCUGGAUGACGAGGAGGAGAUGGACGGCUUCACUGAGGACAGGUUCCCCAGAGCUCUGUGCGUGUGAAUUCCCCCGAUGGACACGCCUCAGCCAAAGAAUAUCUAGGCUUUUCCUCCUCUCUUCCAUUUUUCGCCCCAUAUUCCUUUUUUUGUUGUUGUUUUUGAGAUUUCGCCUCAUCCAAAGCCAUUUUCACACAUUAAACUAGUGCAUGUUUGAAGGCUUCUCUUCCGCUGGCAGUGAAGUGUGUGGACCGCGAGGCGGUGGACAUUUUGUAAAGACCCCGCGGUAACUUUUAAGCUCCUUCAUUCUCCAGUAUGUUUUGGUUUCUUUUUAUAUUUUUGAAGCUCUAAGCCCAAACAGCACACAUAUAUACUCACAGGCUUCUCCACACCUGCCACACUUUCCAAAGAGACCACUUCAUGAACACUUGAGAAGAAGAAGAAGGUCUUGUUAACGGAUGAGUGGCCAACAAAGACUGCAAAUGAUGUCAAAAAAAGUCCAGAUAACACCAGCAUCAAUGAGAACUGACACAGAUUUAUGAUAUUCCAACAUGGGCUGAGCUGAGUCCCUGAACGCACCAGUUCGGGACUGACUCUCCGAUCAGCUGAGAACUCAUCUGUUGUUCAUUGUUUGCUAUUUUUUGUGUGUUGAUUUUUAUGUGACAGUGACGUUACUGUGAGAAUGUUUUUAGCACUGAGUUUGAAAUCUAAAAAAAAAAACCGCUGCAUUUAUAUCUGAAACUUGUGUUAUUGAAUCUUAUCAUUAACGCUCGUCUGUACUUCUUUAGACAGUAGGGGCAUUGCCAAGGAAACCAUUGGCACCUGGGUUGCAGCUUAGAAAACGUAUCAGCUUUUAACAGAUGUCCCAUUGUUUUCUUCUCAAUCCACUAUUUUCCGAUUCCAUGAUUCAUUUUAUACGUCGUUUAAAUCCAGUAUUUUUUCACUGUGCCCCCCCCCCCCAACUCGUUCCCAGUUAACCCUGAUUUCUAAAUGUUGGUCUUGCCAGUGUUUUUCUUUGCUCAUUACCUCAGUGCAAAGGCUUCAUUGAAAAGUGAAUGUAUAGUUCAGUUUAGAGGAAAAAAACGGCAGUUAUGUUUUACUUUUUAUUUUCUAGAAAUCGAGAAGCUCCUCUUAUGUUCCUUACAAAGUGGGUAGGAGUUCUGUGACUUUUCUUGACUGCUCUGUGCUUCGUUUAAUCGGCCGAUAUAUUGCAGAUGUGAAUAAACUGGUGUUUGAAUCAGA
This is a messenger RNA of Dicentrarchus labrax (European seabass), 2490 nucleotides long. RefSeq names its product MAF1 homolog, negative regulator of RNA polymerase III b (gene maf1b). Gene Ontology annotation, cellular component: nucleus. NCBI's taxonomy places the organism in Eukaryota, Metazoa, Chordata, Actinopteri, Moronidae. Gene Ontology annotation, biological process: negative regulation of transcription by RNA polymerase III. The record is from RefSeq and is a predicted model, not a curated record. Gene Ontology annotation, molecular function: RNA polymerase III core binding. The coding region runs from base 578 to 1315 and encodes 245 amino acids. The transcript has 8 exons.